This is a messenger RNA of Brassica oleracea var. oleracea, 663 nucleotides long. RefSeq names its product glutathione S-transferase T3-like. The record is from RefSeq and is a predicted model, not a curated record. The transcript has a single exon. NCBI's taxonomy places the organism in Eukaryota, Viridiplantae, Streptophyta, Magnoliopsida, Brassicales, Brassicaceae. The coding region runs from base 1 to 663 and encodes 220 amino acids.
AUGACUCUGUCGAUCCACUCGACGUCUCCUCCUUCUGAUGAUCUUGUGCUCAUAAGCACAUUGUUAAACACCAGCAAGGAUCCUGUCGUGAGCAAUGAGCAGAAAGCAGGCACAUUCUGGAGCCACAUUGCAGCCUACUAUGCAGCUAGUCCGAAGGUGGAAAGAGGAGAUAAGCGAGGAGUUCUUCAAUGCAAGCAAAGGUGGCAGAAGAUCAACGAUUUUGUUUGCAAGUUAUGUGGAUCCUAUGCGGCUGCAACAAGACAGAAAACAAGUGGUCAGAGUGAGAGUAAUGUUGUGAAACUCGCACACGAAAUUUUUUUCAACGAUCAAAAGAUUAAAUUUAACCUUCACCAUGCUUGGGAGGAGCUCCGCUAUGACCAGAAAAGGUGUGAGCAUGCUAGUAGUAAUCUUGGUGGAAGCGCUAAGAAGAAAAAGUGUGAGGAUGGAGCAGAAACAGCAAGCUCUCAAGCUACUAUCAAUGUAGAUGAUCAACCUACCAAACGUCCACCUGGAGUUAAGGCUGCGAAAGCAGCUUCUGCAAAGAAACCAAUAGUAGAUAAGGAGGCUGAUGAAAAGUUUGACAAGAUGUGCUCUAUUAAAGAGAAAGACUUGACCCUGAAAGAAAGACUUUCCAAAAUGGGUCUGCUUGACAGUCUCAUUUAA